This is a messenger RNA of Acaulospora colombiana, 1068 nucleotides long. The record is from the annotation of a GenBank genome assembly. Lineage: Eukaryota; Fungi; Glomeromycota; Glomeromycetes; Diversisporales; Acaulosporaceae.
AUGUCGUCACAAACAACACCCAUUUCCACAACUCCUCCUACACCGCACGAAUAUGAAAACCUGGCAAUACUUCAAUCAGCUCUAGCUUCUGCUCAAGCUGCAAGGUCACAUUCUACUGAGGGUGGUUCCAGGGCUACAAAUCAUAGGGAGUCAAAAAGGGCUGUUAUGGAAGAAUAUUCUGACAUAUCUUCGGAACAUCCUGCGGGACACGAAUCUAAUAACGAAGAAGCAGCACCCGACACAUCAAUUCAAUCACCGACAUCAACACCGACUCCCUCCACACCCCUAUUUUCAGCACUAUCACCUAAUGAGCUUUCAUCGAACCUAAAUUUAUCACCUGCAGUACAUAUGACCACACCUAUAAUACCAUCAUCGCCCACAAUACCUCCCACGUCCUUACCACCUUCUGGAUCACAUUCUACGAUAUCACCUUCAUCAAUUGCCGCAAUGGCCGAUAUACAAAUCCAAUGUGCCAAUUGUGGUCAAACUCAAACACCAUUAUGGCGGAAGAACGACAAGGGGCAACCCCUCUGUAAUGCUUGUGGACUAUAUGCCAAGUUACAUAAUAGAGAUCGUCCUAUAGCCAUGAGAAAGGCUAAAAUUCAGCGUAGACGUCGUGAUUGGAACAAAUAUGGUCAUGUUGAAGACGGGCAUUCUACCGAGGAAAACAACGAGUCAACAUCAAAUUAUUCGCAAAAAGGUCCGAUCACACUACACACGAUUCUUCCAAAUCAAAGGCCUAUAGCACCGAUGACUAUGUCACCGAGUCUUAUGGCGCCUGCACUUUUAACAUUAGCUACCGCGGCCACUUGCCAGCGGGAACAAAUGUUAGAAGAGGAACAGCGUCGCCAGCUUCAACAAUUACAACAGCACCAUGAGGAGAUGUCCGAUGACCACGAUCAAAAUUCGACGAUGCCUGGCUGUAUAAAUUCAUCUUUUGAUUACAAUGAUGAGACGAAGUUUAAAAUUUUGGUGGAUCAAAUGUCCAAAAAACAAGUGGAAGGUGUAUUGAAGGUUUUAGAGAGGCGGUGCGAGAUUCUGAAAAUGGCAUUGGGCGAAUCACAAUAA